Onychostoma macrolepis is the source of this 2333-nucleotide messenger RNA. It is a transcript of the gene aadat, whose product is annotated as aminoadipate aminotransferase. Gene Ontology annotation, molecular function: pyridoxal phosphate binding; L-kynurenine:2-oxoglutarate transaminase activity. Bases 256 to 1533 code for a protein of 425 amino acids. Lineage: Eukaryota; Metazoa; Chordata; Actinopteri; Cypriniformes; Cyprinidae. Gene Ontology annotation, biological process: biosynthetic process. The record is from RefSeq and is a predicted model, not a curated record. The transcript is spliced from 14 exons.
AACCGGAUGAGCAUCAAGGGUUGGCUUUCUUUUUCAUCUCUAGUAGCACGCAUACACGUUUGGCGAAUAUAAAUAUCCAGAAAGAAUGAAUAGUGAAUAUAGUUCAUGUAGGAUUCGGAUUCUACACCCUGAACGAAGAACAACAGCUGUUUGCGAGUCUCUCUAAGAAAACUACACGGCCCAGAAAGCAUUGCGGGAGACGAUCAGGGCAGCGGUGCAGGAAGUCACGGGUCAGUGAUGUUACUUUAGAGAAGCAUGAAUUACGCUCGCUUUCUGACAGCUGUGAGCGCGGCGAGGAAACCGUCACCUAUUCGCAUACUGACGGAGCUUCAGCAGCGAUCUCCCCCGUCUCUGAUCUCUCUGGCCGGAGGAGCUCCCAAUCCCAACACCUUCCCGUUCCAGUCGGCCAGCAUUAAAAUGAAGGGAGGAGAUGCGGUGGUGCUGGACGAGCCGCUGAUGAAGAGAGCGCUGCAGUACUCCGGCUCAUACGGUAUUCCUGAGCUGGUCUCGUGGAUGAAGGAUCUUCAGAAGAGCCUCCACAAUCCUCCCACCGUCGGCUACAGUCCAGAGAGAGGACAGAUGGAGAUGUGUGUCACCACCGGCAGUCAGGAGGGGCUCUGCAAAAUAUUUGAGAUGCUGGUCAAUUCUGGAGAUAACGUCCUCCUCGACGCUCCCACGUACUCAGGAACGCUGGCAGCUCUGCAGCCGCUGGGCUGUAACCUCAUUAACGUGGCGAGCGAUCAUCACGGCAUGAUCCCUGCAGACCUGAGGAAGCUUCUGGCACGCUGGGACCCGGCAGAAGCACAGAAACUGGGAAGCAGCAUCCCGAGAGUCCUGUACACCAUCCCGAACGGAGGCAACCCCACCGGAGCGUCCAUGACCUCUGAGAGGAAACAGGAAGUCUAUGAGCUUGCCAGGAAAUAUAAUUUGCUUAUCAUUGAGGACGACCCGUAUUAUUUCCUACAGUUCCAGAAACCGUGGGCUCCAACAUUUCUGUCCAUGGACGAAGACGGACGCGUCUUGCGAACGGACUCCUUCUCUAAGAUCCUGUCGUCGGGGUUGCGGAUCGGUUUCGUCACUGGACCGAAGCCACUGGUGGACCACGUGGUGCUGCACAUCCAGGCCUCCACGAUGCACACCAGCACCUUCACACAGCUCAUGGUCUCUCAGCUGCUUCAUAGCUGGGGUCCAGAAGGUUUUCUCAAGCACAUUGAUGGGGUGAUUGAGUUUUACAGAUCUCAGAGGAACGCCAUGCUCUCCUCCGCAGACAAAUGGCUCAAAGAUGUAGCUGAAUGGCAUCCUCCUAUGGCCGGCAUGUUCCUGUGGAUUAAACUCAAGGGCAUUAAAGACACACAGCAGCUGAUAAUGGCGAGAGCUUUAGAGAAAGAGGUUCUUCUGGUGCCUGGAGGAGUUUUCAACAUCAACAGCUCAGAUCCGUGUCCGUAUGUUAGAGCCGCCUUUUCUCUCUCCACACCACAACAGAUCGAUGAGGCUUUCAGGAGACUGGCUGAUCUUAUCAAGGAUGCCAUGUGAGCGCCGCGGCUGAUUUUCAGGAGGAGGAAUCAAGGGUCUGAUAUAUCAUCGAUUAAAUGCUGCUGUCACAUGCCACAUAGACAGAAUGGUUUUUGCACAACAAACCCAUAUUUUCACCUUUCAUAUGGUACAGAUGAAAAAACUUGAAAUGACGUUUAAUGACACCAUUUUAUCACAUUUUCUUUAUUUAGGGUGUAUUAAGGGAAUGAGUUAAUUGAAGUUGAUUUACAAUGCAGUUUCAGCCGCUGUCUACAGGGAGACGUUUUAUGUGAUUUUAAAACUGGUUUAGUAUGUAAAAUGUUUAACCAUAUGAAGGUCAAGGGGAUGUAUUUUAUUGCAAUAGUGCGUUAUUUUAAAUCUUCAUGGUGAAUUGUGAAGGUUAAAGCUGGACAUUGACCUGUAACAUGACUAGUUAGUUGCUAUUAACUUGAGCUGUUUUGAACACAAAUGAGUAGUAAAUGUACAGGUAUGUUGCAUUUAGAAGCUUUUAAAAUGGGAUUAGACUAAUGGACUCUUAUCACAGGCUGUAAUGACUCAUUUCUGCAAUCAUCUCUGUAUUUUUUUCAUAUUUUGGAAAGUCAUGGGAAUGCAAUAUUGGAAUUUUGGUCUCGCUUUUGGAGCAAAUAGUAAUGCAAAAAUUACAUUUGCAAUGGUGUGAAAACGAUCCAUGCUACUCACCGUUUGAUUUACUUACACAUAUUUUUGUAUGUUGUCCAUUGGACUUGCAUGUCAUUGUGCAAGUUGGUCCAUUUGUACACAAAAUGGUUCAGUAAAUCAAUAAACUCCAGUAUUGUACUGUA